Messenger RNA from Penicillium brevicompactum, 474 nucleotides. RefSeq lists its product as uncharacterized. The transcript has 2 exons. NCBI's taxonomy places the organism in Eukaryota, Fungi, Ascomycota, Eurotiomycetes, Eurotiales, Aspergillaceae. The record is from RefSeq and is a predicted model, not a curated record. Bases 1 to 474 code for a protein of 157 amino acids.
AUGGAUUCUUCGCUUAUCGAAAAAAGACUGUUUACUUCUCUCCACACUUUGAAAGAAACAGGAGAGAGCAUUCGGCGGCAGUUUGUUAACUCGGAACUUGACCUUAACCAUUUCCUUCACCAAACUGUUGAGAAACAUAUCUCGAAAAUAAUCGAAAAACUCUAUAAACUCGAGGAGGGAAUACAAAAUAUUGAUCUUCGUGGUCGACCACAACGACGUUCCCCACAUUUAGCUGCCCAGGAGCAAAGUGCAUCGAGUGCCAUAGCGACGCGUAGCCCACGAACUCCACCUCUAACGCGAAACAACAGACCUCGUGCCGAUCAGUUCUACAUCUACAAUAUUCCCAAUCAAUCGUCCGAAUCGAUCUAUCGCGUUAUAACUUAUAUCAAAGAGUAUAAAUCCUCGCACAAGGUAACACUAGACCACAUUUAUAAAGGGUUAGAGGAUAUAGACAUCGAUGAAAUAAUUAAGUAA